Molecule: messenger RNA, 789 nt
Organism: Apiotrichum porosum
Lineage: Eukaryota; Fungi; Basidiomycota; Tremellomycetes; Trichosporonales; Trichosporonaceae
Exons: 5
Coding region: 1-789 (262 amino acids)
Molecular function (GO): oxidoreductase activity
Source: RefSeq, a predicted model, not a curated record
AUGACUGGAAACGCCCCUCGUGUUGCCCUCGUUACUGGCGCUGGCUCUGGCUUUGGCCGUGGCAUUGCCUACAAGUUCGCCAAGGACGGCGUCGCCGUCGUGGUUGCCGAUAUCGUCGACAAGGCGGGCCAGGAGACUGUGGAUGCCAUCACCUCCAAAGGCGGCAAGGCCAUCUACGUGCACUGCGACGUGACCAAGCGGGAGGACUGGGACGCUGCGCUGGCGGCGACCGAGCAGGCGUUUGGCGGCAUCAACUUUGUGAUCAACAAUGCUGGGUGGACGUACCAGUCCAAACCGGUGCUGCAGACCACGGACAAGGACUUUGACCUGUGCAUCGACGUCAACCUCAAGUCCAUCUUCCACUCGGUGCACGUCAUGCUUCCGGCCUUCCGCCGCACGCGUGAAAAGGGUGGGCCAGCCGUCAUGGUCAACGUGGCGUCGACGGCCGGUAUUAUGGGCAGGCCCGGGCUGUCGUGGUACUGUGCCUCCAAGGCGGCCGUCAUUAGCGUCACCAAGAACCUCUCGAUUGAGUUUGGCGCAGAGCAAAUCCGGUUCAACGCCAUCUGCCCCGUCAUCGGCAACACGGGCCUCAAGUCCAAGUUUGUCGGCGAGCUUCCGGAAGAGGCCUUCCUCAAGACCAUCCCACUCGGCCGCUGCUCCGAGCCCGAGGCGCUGACGGCCACACCCCCGCCCGCAGACAUUGCCAACUCGACGUGUUUCCUGUGUACCGACGAGGCGAGCUUCCUCACGGGCGUCGCGCUCCCAGUGGACGGCGGCCGUCUUGCGUGA